Centruroides sculpturatus (bark scorpion) is the source of this 1101-nucleotide messenger RNA. RefSeq lists its product as uncharacterized. The coding region runs from base 1 to 1101 and encodes 366 amino acids. The record is from RefSeq and is a predicted model, not a curated record. Lineage: Eukaryota; Metazoa; Arthropoda; Arachnida; Scorpiones; Buthidae. The transcript has 4 exons.
AUGUUAUAUGUCACCGUCUGUGCAGAAAUUGUUCGACAUACGUUAUCUAGAAUUUUUAAUUAUGUAGUGGCCUCCAAGUCUCCAGAUAUAAAGCCAAUUAAACAUCUCUGGAAUAAUGUUGAGGCGAAUAUUUGGUUUGAAAAAGCCCAUACGACGUGUGUGGCAGACUUAAGAAAAGUGCUGCAACAGGCGUGGCUUGCAAUAUUUUUAACAAUACUUCAGCAAGUGCUGUCAACGCUUCACAAUAUUUACUUUGUGGAUUGUGGGAGAAUAGCACCUACGAGUAAAUUAAAACACUCUUUCAAAACAAUUGAUGAUAGUAUAUCAAAAGUUCCAGGUAUAGAAUUUUAUGCUCGUUAUGUGGAUGACAUAUUAAUUAUUUUUGAUUCCUGUAUGGUAACACCUCAUGAAAUAGAAGAUUAUGCGAAUACCUUACAACCCAAUAUAAAGUUUACUAGUGAAUUGGAACAGAAUCAGGAAAUAAACUAUUUGGAUGUGACUAUUAAGCGUGAGAAAACGCAAUUGGUGUUCCAAACUAAGAGAAACGUUUUUACCAUGGAAUUGAGGAAAAUACUAAACAGAACAACACUCUAUGAAGAUAUAAAUAAAGAAAUUAAACAAUUAUUUAGAAAAUAUUUAUUGAAUGAUUACCCGAAGAAUAAAAUUUUGGCCAAGCAGGAAAAUAAAAUGUCGAAUGUUAUUAAUAUUAUAAAUACUAAAGGUCGAAAAACAGUAAGAAAUCAGCUUGACGUCGCAGGAGUGGUCUACAAGGUAUCAUGUGAUUGUUUACAAGCGAAAUCAUAUGUUGGAGAAACGGGACGGAAGCUCGAGAUACGCCUAAAAGAACACGAGGCAGCGAUUCGUCUAAAAAGACAAGAGUCACCAUGGUAUCAACAUUGUGUUAAUUAUAAUUGUAAAAUUAAUAGAGACUCUGUAAGAAUAUUGUAUAAAAUGGAAAAUUUGUUUAAAAGACGUGUGGUAGAACAUCUUUGUAUAAUAGAACAUGCAAAUUUGUUGAAUCAGAAUGUCGGUCUUAACGUUGAUGCAUGCUGGGAAAAAUUUAUUUGUAUAAAAGGAAAUAAGUGUCUGGUUGUUGGAUAA